CCCGAGCCUCCGCACCCCGAGACCGGCCAGCACCAGCCCCCACCGGCACCAUGAGCUCCCAGAUCCGCCAGAACUACGACCCCGAGAGCGAAGCCGGCACCAACCGCCUGGUGAACCAGCUGCUACGAGCCAGCUACAGCUACCAGUCCCUGGGCUAUUUCUUCAACCGGGACGAUGUGGCGCUGGCCCAUUUCUUCGAGUUCUUCCGGCACCUGUCGGGCGAGAAGCGGGAACAGGCCGAGCGGCUGCUGGGCUUCCAGAACCGCCGGGGGGGCCGCAUCCUCCUGCAGCCCAUCCAGAAACCGGAGCAGGACGAGUGGGGGAAUGGGGCGGCCGCCAUGGACUUUGCCCUGAAGCUGGAGAAAACCGUCAACCAGGCGCUGCUGGACCUGCACAAGGUGGCCAUGAGCCACGCGGACCCCCACAUGUGCGAUUUCCUGGAGACCCAUUACCUGGACGAGGAGGUGAAGCUCCUGAAGAAGCUGGGUGACCACGUGACCAACCUGCGGCGCGUGGGGGCCCCCGAGGCGGGGCUGGGCGAGUAUCUCUUCGACCGGCUCACCCUGGGCGACAGCAGCUGAGCCCCGAGCUGCCCGCGGCGCCGGCCCUUUAAAUCCUGCUGCCCCGCCGGGCCGGAGCCCCCCCCCCCCGAUCACGGGGUGACCUGCCCCCUCCAAAGUCUGUAACUGGCAUUGAAUAAAGGCUUGGUAUUAGCACUC
This is a messenger RNA of Terrapene triunguis (Three-toed box turtle), 719 nucleotides long. RefSeq names its product ferritin light chain. Gene Ontology annotation, cellular component: cytoplasm. Gene Ontology annotation, molecular function: ferrous iron binding; ferric iron binding. Gene Ontology annotation, biological process: iron ion transport; intracellular iron ion homeostasis. The record is from RefSeq and is a predicted model, not a curated record. Lineage: Eukaryota; Metazoa; Chordata; Testudines; Emydidae.